Molecule: messenger RNA, 1662 nt
Organism: Endocarpon pusillum Z07020
Lineage: Eukaryota; Fungi; Ascomycota; Eurotiomycetes; Verrucariales; Verrucariaceae
Exons: 9
Coding region: 1-1662 (553 amino acids)
Source: RefSeq, a predicted model, not a curated record
AUGCGGCGCGCACGAUUCCUGGAACAGGAGCGAAGACAAGAGGCGGAGAGGAGCAUCAAGUACAGAGGUACAGCCAGGAUCAAGCUCGACGCGCUUCAUUUUCCGUGCGAAGAAUCAAGAGAGCCGGAUAAGAAUAAUGUUGAGAGACUGAAAAAUUUAUUUCACGGGGAGGGUGGUUGCCGUCGACUGGACCUUCGAAAUCACAUUCCUGCCUUCAACAGCCAGCCGCAGUUAGAGGCUGUCACAGAAGCUAUUGAAAUCUCCACUGAGAGGCUCCUAGAGGAUGCACGUGGUGGUUAUCCGGAGCCAGAUUUUCCGCCCGGUUAUCGGCGCUGGAAGGUAGACCUGUAUCUCAAAGAUCUCACCCAGGAACUGGAGAAGACCCUGAUUGAAGAGUACUCGGCUGAAAAGGAGCCCGACGAUGGCGAGAUCUACAGCAAAAUCCGCAAAUAUCAAGGAUACAGGGGAGCGGGGAUUCCAUACUUCGAGAAACGAUGGGCUGGUAGGGGGAUGAGGUUGAGCACGACGCAUACAAUGUUUGCCACGAGAUGCCAAGAGGAAAAUCUCUGCUAUGUCGAUGAUACUAUUAGGGACUUCUGGACCAAGAAGAUCUUUCGAGAAGACCGAGAGAUCUUCGGUGCUUUCAACGAGCAAGACCGCGGAGAUAUAUGGAGCAGGGUGCUCUCCGCCUCAGCUGACCGCUUAAUCCCUUCUCUCUUCAGCUUUUUCGAGGACAUCAACUACCUCAAAAACGUCGCCGAAGGUGUGAAGAGCCGCCGAGCUUCAAGAACUUACACAAGAAGGUCAAUCACCCCAACCUACGGCGAACUUCAAACCACGGCAGACCAAGAAGUCGUCGGAAAUCCCAUCCACAGUACGCAGCCUGGCACGGAUUCUUCAGCAACUAAUAAUAGCAACUCAAUAUCUGGCUCAGGUAAGAUACCAGAUCAUGUCACUAACUCCGAAGAACAGAUUCAGGCUGUUGAGCCGCAGAUUACAAGACAAUCGAGUGACCAGGGACCAGACCUUCGAAGUGUUCGCAUGAAAUAUAAGAUCCGUGAUCGCGGCGUUUGGAAGGUUCCACAUACGCCUCUGGUUGAUCCUUCCGACCCAUCGGAGGCCAGGCGGGUAGCGAUAAAGUACAUGAGAAAACGGAUUCACAUGUUCGACACAAGCUUCUGCAUGCUAACACCCCAAACGUAUUUUGAGGAUGUUACUGCAGAUGGCACAAACACAAUACUUUUGAUUCCGGAAUGGGACAUCGACACGGACAAUCUUCCAACUUCUGUGUCUGAGGAGCGCCCUGAUUUACAGACGAAUUCAGAAGCGGACCCCUCUAUUCCAGAGCUCAAUCCAGAGAAUGGUUCAAAAGGUGAAGAGCUGUUCAUAAGAGAGGCGCCAGGUGCGAUUCAAGCUGCACAUACGAUCGCCACGAGUCUCGCCUUCUCUCCACCUUCACCGCAGAUGGCCUAUCAGCGUGCGAUGACAAGCCAUACGAGACGCUAUUGUUGGCAUCAAGGCUUUGUGUCGUCUGCUUUGGGAAUCUUUAAGGCCCCAUCGUACGAGAAGUCAAUUGCUGUGGGCAGGAAACUAUUGAAAAGGCGCAUUCUCUCGUACAAGUACACCCAAGGCCAGUCUGGUGACCGCGACGGUGACUUAUAG